UUUAAGAGCUUAGAGUGGAGUGUCAGCGCUCCAGCCGAGGCGCCUAAAACUUGGCCCACGAUAAAUAAGUUUGAUAUUUUGCGCAGUCUGCGUUUACUACGUUGAUUUACUACUCACUGCCAUGCCAGGAAGCUAAAGUCAAGGAGCUCUAGGAAAGAUGGAGACCACGGGGUACCAGGACAUCAGCGCUCUGGAAAAAUCUGUGGCCAAUGCCGGUUCACAGCUUUAUACGAUGGCCCACAAACUCCAUGAGGUAGAGCGCAGCCUCGAACAGACGACGAUGGAGCAGAUGGACGAAAUGGAGGUCCUCGAGCUGCUCGAGUCGAUGAGCGAGGUGACCAACGAGUACCAGAAUCUGCGCAAGGACAUUCGCGAGGUGCAGCAGUUGCAGCGUGACGUCAGCAGCUCCAUACGCUACCAAAUGCGCAGCAUGCAGCAGACAUUUCAUACACUAAAACAGCGGAUAGCCAGCUCCCAAAAGGGUCGCAAAAAGCCAGAAAAACCCUUAACGGGGCAGGGGGAUAUGAAUAAUCCAUGAACCUUAUUGAUUGCCCUCCCCGGCGAAUGGAGGGGAAAUUGUGUCAAAGGGGCGGUUAAGUAGGGACUAUAGACACCAAUCUGAAGCAAUCAACUGUGUAACUAUAUAUCGCAAACACACACCAAGCAUUUAGACUCGAAAUCAGAUCCUAUACUUUAUAUAUAUACACUCAAAGAAAAACAAAACUUGAAACACCCAAUUGUAAGCACACCAAUGUGUUUUUCACACUGUGUUUUGUGUGAUUAGAGUUUAAAUGAUACAAAAUAAGACAGAGAAUAUUUAAACCAUUUUUGUUAUCACUCGGUUUAUUAAACAUUUGUAUAAAUAACAAAAGAACUCUAACACACAACAUAGUGUAAGAAACAUAUAAAGCAGACUUUUAGAGUAGGAUGAAUAGCGUACUUUAUGACGAACCGGAAUGUCUGAUGCACUUUUCCAAAAUUUGCCUUAACAUAAUCGUAUUUUGAGCUAGUUUUUGAUACGACACGUUUUUAAUAAUGAUACCAAGCAACAUUACGUAUUUAAGCUACACACAAUGGCAACCUGUUUUUGGUUAUUCUUGUGUUCGUUUCACUUUUGGAGAUUUGUUUGUUGACAUUUAGAGAAAAUAAAAACUAGUUAAGCCCAAAUAGUUGUUUACUAUGUAAAUAGGGGCAUUUUUAUAACAAUUAAUUUCAAAUCUGCCGCCAAUUACUUGUAAGCUAUCGAUAACUUGUCA
Drosophila elegans is the source of this 1256-nucleotide messenger RNA. RefSeq lists its product as uncharacterized. NCBI's taxonomy places the organism in Eukaryota, Metazoa, Arthropoda, Insecta, Diptera, Drosophilidae. Bases 158 to 538 code for a protein of 126 amino acids. The record is from RefSeq and is a predicted model, not a curated record. The transcript is spliced from 2 exons.